Messenger RNA from Penicillium canariense, 840 nucleotides. Its product is annotated as PICOT family protein. The coding region runs from base 1 to 840 and encodes 279 amino acids. The record is from RefSeq and is a predicted model, not a curated record. The transcript has 2 exons. Gene Ontology annotation, molecular function: 2 iron, 2 sulfur cluster binding. NCBI's taxonomy places the organism in Eukaryota, Fungi, Ascomycota, Eurotiomycetes, Eurotiales, Aspergillaceae.
AUGUCGGCCCUCGCCGAAAUCACCUCGGAGGCCGACUUCACGUCGCACCUGGCCUCGCUGUCGCCAUCCACGCUACUUGUCCUCUACUUCCACACGCCAUGGGCCGCGCCAUGCACGCAGAUGCGCGCCGUCCUGGAGGCCAUCGCCGGCCAGUACCCCGCCACGUCCCCGCCGGCCAUCUCGUUUGUCAGCAUCAACGCGGAGGAGCUGCCCGACAUCUCGGAGGAACUCGACGUCACCGCGGUGCCGUUUGUCGUGCUGAUGCGCGGUGGUCAGAGACUCGAGGAUAUCAGCGGAAGCGAUGCGGUUAAGGUCCGCAAUGCUAUUGAACGCCAUGCUGGUGGCGCUGGACCCGUCGACGGCGGACGAGCGAAUAUCCCCGCUGCUCUCUCGGCUACGCCCCGAGAGAACGGCCCUGAUGUUGCGACACAGCCGCCGGUUACAACAUCCAACGCACCUGGUCCUGCGGCCAACGCCACGGAUGUCUCGUCCGCCCCAGCUCUGACUCCUGAGCAAUCAAAGGAGGCUCUAUGGGCGCGCCUGGAUCAGCUCGUUAAGGCUGCCCCCGUUAUGCUAUUCAUGAAGGGUACUCCUAGCUCGCCGCAGUGUGGUUUCAGUCGCCAACUUGUCGGUAUCCUGCGAGAGCGCAGCGUCAAGUACGGCUUCUUUAACAUCCUGGCCGACGAGGAUGUCCGACAGGGUCUGAAGGAGUACGCCGACUGGCCCACAUUCCCGCAACUGUGGGUGAGCGGGGAGUUGGUUGGUGGAUUGGAUAUUGUCCGCGACGAGAUCGAAAACGAUCCGAGCUUCUUCGACCAGUUCUCUGUCAACAAGCCUUAG